Messenger RNA from Amphibalanus amphitrite, 591 nucleotides. RefSeq names its product 60S ribosomal protein L34-like. NCBI's taxonomy places the organism in Eukaryota, Metazoa, Arthropoda, Thecostraca, Balanomorpha, Balanidae. The transcript has 5 exons. The coding region runs from base 208 to 555 and encodes 115 amino acids. Gene Ontology annotation, molecular function: structural constituent of ribosome. Gene Ontology annotation, biological process: translation. Gene Ontology annotation, cellular component: ribosome. The record is from RefSeq and is a predicted model, not a curated record.
GUCAAUUCUCCCACUUAGUGCUGAAAUUUUUGAAUUGUAAUUUAAUUUCAAUUUUUUUAUAAGAAAUGAGAAUUAUUGGUUUCAAUUUAAUGUAGAAAUUUCUUUCAAAAUAAAUAUUAAAACAAAAGAUUCAAUUCAAAUUAUUUACGUAAAAAUGUGCAAGGAAAUCUUACAUCUCUUUCUUUGGAGUUUCCGCUGUUGAGCACCAUGGUUCAGCGGCUGACAUAUCGUAGGAGGCUGUCCUACAACACCCGGUCGAACCGGGUCAAAGUUGUGAAGACCCCCGGUGGCCGACUGGUGUACCACUACCGCAAGAAGCCCAGGCGCGUGCCCAGAUGUGCCGACACCGGCAAGAAGCUGACCGGCAUUCGGUCCGCGCGGCCCCAGGAGAAGAAGCGCAUGAAGAGGAAGCACAAGACCGUUAACCGCACCUACGGAGGAGUGCUCUGCCACAGCGCCGUCCGCGAGAGGAUCAUCCGCGCCUUCCUGGUGGAGGAGCAGAAAAUCGUGCGGAAGGUACUGAAGGCGCAGCAGGCGUCCGCCAAGGCAAAGUGAUUAUGACACCUACAAAUAUACACAGCCAUCUUCACA